GAGAUAAAUAUAUUCAGAUAUUUCCCUUAUAUCAUCUGCCCUAGAUUUUCUCUUUGCCAUUUCUGUGAACCCCCUCGAUCAUCUCCGAUCGUUUCCUAGAAACCAUGGCUAAUGCGGCGUCAGGUAUGGCUGUGCAUGAUGACUGCAAACUAAAGUUUUUGGAGUUGAAGGCAAAAAGAACUUACCGCUUCAUCGUGUAUAAAAUUGAGGAGAAGCAAAAGCAGGUUGUUGUGGAAAAGGUUGGUGAGCCAGCUCAAAGCUACGAGGACUUUACAGCAAGCCUUCCUGCUGAUGAGUGCCGAUAUGCUGUUUAUGAUUUUGACUUUGUGACAGAAGAGAAUUGCCAGAAGAGCAAGAUCUUUUUCAUUGCAUGGUCGCCUGAUACAUCGAGGGUGAGAAGCAAGAUGAUUUAUGCAAGCUCCAAGGACAGGUUCAAGAGAGAACUAGAUGGUAUCCAAGUAGAGCUGCAAGCAACUGAUCCAACUGAGAUGGGUCUUGAUGUUAUUAGAAGCCGUGCCAGCUAAAUACAAGUCUCCUAUGCUGCAACAGGGAGUUCCUCCAUUCUCUCUGCUUUACUUUUAAGUGAGAUGUUAAUAGUUUGUGGGGGCAGUGAAGCUGACUGAACUAUGAUAUUGGUUUGUUGUCCAAGUUACCUUACAGUAUUUUCUUCAUCUAGAACAAUUCACUGUUUUCAUUUAUAUUUUAUAAUUUGGCUGUGUGGAAAAUUAUGGGUGUCUGCUUAAGGAUAUGUCUACAAGUACAUGUGUAUCGUUGUCUGGGGAUACACAAUACCUUUUGGUUUUUGAUGACUUUGAAAAUGGAUGUUUUUGACCAUUUUGAGCCCUGCUGUGUUUACAAAAAAGGCAGACUACCAUACUUCCGGAGCUAAUUUGGUUGGUGUGGUAUUCACUUAAUUAGAAAUGAUAUAAAUUGGGUGGUUUAAGGCA
Vitis riparia (riverbank grape) is the source of this 947-nucleotide messenger RNA. RefSeq names its product actin-depolymerizing factor 2. NCBI's taxonomy places the organism in Eukaryota, Viridiplantae, Streptophyta, Magnoliopsida, Vitales, Vitaceae. Gene Ontology annotation, cellular component: cytoplasm; actin cytoskeleton. Gene Ontology annotation, molecular function: actin filament binding. The record is from RefSeq and is a predicted model, not a curated record. Gene Ontology annotation, biological process: actin filament depolymerization. The transcript has 3 exons. Bases 105 to 524 code for a protein of 139 amino acids.